Messenger RNA from Culex pipiens pallens (northern house mosquito), 1192 nucleotides. RefSeq lists its product as uncharacterized. The coding region runs from base 450 to 827 and encodes 125 amino acids. Lineage: Eukaryota; Metazoa; Arthropoda; Insecta; Diptera; Culicidae. The transcript has 2 exons. The record is from RefSeq and is a predicted model, not a curated record.
GUCAAACAAAGUAACCACCCUGUUUGAAAAAUGUCGCACGUCGUACGAGUUGUCGCACGGUUUUGAUUUUACCGUUUCGAUAUCGAUUGGUCGAAAGGACGACAAACGUACGCCAAACACUCGACAUGCCCGACAUUGUUUUUUCCAUCGAUUUUCUUUCAAUUCGACGUCACGAUUUUCGUCGACGCAAACAGUUUGACAGUUCUCUUCAGUUGAUCUUGUUCCGUGUCUUGUUCGGACUUGAUUGCAACCGAAUCGAACCAGCUGUCGUUCCUUUUGGGAUUUGGUUUACGAGCUUCGAAGAUUUUGGACGAUUUUCGACGGAUAGUAGGUAAGUUUAGUUCUAGAUUGUGAUAUUUUUGCUGCCGAAAUGUUCCGGCCGGGGUGCGCGAGUGACCGAAUCAAAGUGUCUUCUAUUCCAGAUUUCGGUCUUCGUGGCGGAAGACGAGAUGGGAAGGAACCGGUUUGCGAUCGAGGUAGCGGUUGGUGUUUUACUUUCCGCGGGAGGUUGGGGCACAUACCUGAUGAAACUGGCAACAAACGUAUUCCAAUCAGAUCCUGCCGUCCACGUGUGGUCCCGCGUUGCAUCCGUAGAACCCACGGAAGUAACCACGUUGUUUCGUACGCAUACUCCACAAACCCACAUUGUCUCGUACUCCGGUGGCCAUCAAUUCGACGAUCAAUUCGUCGGAGAUCCAAGAUUGUCUUCGCAUCCCUGUACAACUUUGAUCAGCUCGUCGGGGAUCAAAAGUCCAGCACCAAAAUGCUGCCAGGAGAACACCAAUCCAAGCCCGAAGCUGCGGUCAAGGAAAAUCAAGGAAUUUUGAGAAGAAUCUGCGAUCCGAAAGUUUAAUUGAGUGAAAAAGCUAAUAUUAUUGUGAAAUUUUGUGCGUCUGAAUAAAAAAAAAAAAAAACAAAACCACAUGUUUUUAACUGCAACAUAACCUAAAAAUUAGAAUUGACAGCACACGACAAUGGCACGACAUCCUAAAUAACAAAACCGUGCGACGUCGGUCGAAUGUCGUACGACAAUGUCGUACAAUUUCGAUUAUCGAUCGCACGACAAAUACGACAUUUUGGUGCAAAAACGUAUGACAUUUGCGCGACAGUCGCACGACAUUGUCGUGCGACGUCGUACGAAUGCACGGACGACAAACGACGGACGUCCGACGGACUUUUCAGUCAGGGCAUC